Messenger RNA from Gopherus flavomarginatus (Mexican gopher tortoise), 7860 nucleotides. It is a transcript of the gene SASH1, whose product is annotated as SAM and SH3 domain containing 1. NCBI's taxonomy places the organism in Eukaryota, Metazoa, Chordata, Testudines, Testudinidae. The record is from RefSeq and is a predicted model, not a curated record. The coding region runs from base 767 to 4201 and encodes 1144 amino acids. Gene Ontology annotation, molecular function: protein binding. The transcript has 20 exons.
GUCACGGAGAAUGUUUUAAGUGACUUGCUUUGGUGACUCGAAACUUGUGUACGCCAGAGGCUGCUCUUUCAACAGUCGAUUUUUUCUCCUGCCUGUGGCUCAUUUCCAUGCAAAGAGCCUGACAUCAGAGUACCUUUUGUUGCUAAAAGCUUUCUUUAGCUGGGGGCGUGAGCAGUGGUGAAACUGGGAGAGCUCAUUUGGAAGAAAGGGGUACUAGAAAGUUAUCUACGCGCUGAAAAGAAACCAUAGGCACCUAUUCUGCUAGCAGUGCCUUACAAGCUGACUUUCUGAGGGACUCGCUUUUAGAUGGAUGUGUGUCUGUUUGUUGGAAGGAAGAUUUUGCAAUGAAUCCUUUGCUUUUAAGCUUACGAGAACCCCCGCGGUGAAACUGUGGCGCAGACUUACCUUCUGCUACCCUGUUGCUGCAGCUCUACCAGAAAAGUUUUGGAAGGAAUGUCAGCUGUGCACAGCUCCUGGCUCCAUCAGCUAAGAGAGAACAGACCCUAGGGGAAAGCUCUAAUGACUGAGCAGGAUCUGGCAUCUGACCUGGAGAUUUUUUUUCCCCAUUGUCCUUGAAGCUUUCUUUUGGGAAGCAGUGAUUUGGCUGGUAGCAGAGAUCAGAUGAGAAGGCAUCGUGAAGCUGUUCAGAAGGACUGGGGAAGUGUUUGUUGUUGGUGUGUGGUGUGUUGAAGAGUCAUCCCUUUGACAGAAAGUUGUUGUUGGGAACAAGUAUUAAGCUCUGCUGAGGCAGGGAAUCCAUCUAGUCAUGGAGGAGGAACAAGCAGCCUGCCCCGAACCCCAGUCAGACAGCAUGAUGUCUGAUGCAUUCUCCAAACUGUGGACAGAUGUAAUGGGAAUACUGGAUGGGUCACUGGGUAACAUCGAUGACCUGGCACAGCAGUACGCAGAUUACUAUAACACCUGUUUUACUGAUGUGUGUGAGAGGAUGGAGGAGCUGCGCAAACGGCGGGUUUCUCAAGACUUUGAUAUGGAGAAACCCGAUGCCAGCCCCUCAUCGCUACAGCUGCGGUCCCAGAUUGAAGAAUCACUUGGACUCAGUAGUGCUGUGUCAACACCAGAGAGUGAAAGAAAGCUUUCCCUUCAUAAAUCAAGCUCUGAAGAAAGCUCUGUAGGGAAAGCAGACUGGAAAAAGAAGAAUAAGUAUUUUUGGCAGAAUUUCCGAAAGAAUCAGAAAGGAAUAAUGAGACAGACUUCAAAAGGAGAGGAUGUUGGUUAUGUGGCAAGUGAGAUCACAAUGAGCGAUGAGGAACGGAUCCAGCUGAUGAUGAUGGUGAAAGAGAAGAUGAUCACCAUUGAGGAAGCACUUGCUAGGCUGAAGGAAUAUGAGGCCCAGCACAGGCAGUCAGGCAUCAUAGACUCUACAGAUUGGCCUGAUGGCUCGUACCCGACAUUUGACGGGUCUUCCAAUUGUAAUUCAAGAGAACAAUCGGAUGAUGAAACAGAGGAGUCGGUGAAGUUUAAGAGGUUGCACAAGCUGGUUAACUCUACUCGCAGAGUCAGAAAGAAACUAAUUAGGGUGGAAGAAAUGAAAAAACCCAGCACAGAAGGCAGUAGUUGUAUUCCCACUGAGUUCAAAGGAGCUAGUCCUAUUCCAACUGAUACAAGAGCUUUAGAACAGGCCCGUCAGCCAGAGCUGAACACUUUGUUUCUUGCUGUGGAAAGAACCUGUAGCUUUGGAGGAUUUGACUUGACAAAUCGUUCACUGCAUGUUGGAAACAACAGCUGUGACCAAACGGGCAAAGAAGGAGACUUCAUUUAUAAAGAAGUGAUCAAGUCGCCCUCUGCCUCCCGUAUAUCUCUUGGCAAAAAGGUGAAGUCUGUAAAAGAAACCAUGAAGAAAAGAAUGUCUAAAAAAUAUAGCAGUUCUCCGUCAGAGCAGGACUCCAGCCCUGAUGUAAUGCCAGGUUCUCUGCAGUCACCACAGCCAGAGACUGAUUCUCUGGAUAAGCCCAAACUGAAAGCUGGUGGUUCAGUAGAAAGCCUGAGGAGCUCCUUAAGUGGUCAGAGCUCAAUGAGUGGUCAGACAGUGAGCACGACAGAUUCCUCAGCCAGCAACCGGGAGAGUGUCAAGUCUGAAGAUGGUGAUGAUGAAGAGCCUCCCUAUAGGGGACCUUUUUGUGGACGAGCCAGGGUUCACACUGAUUUUACACCCAGCCCUUAUGAUACUGACUCCCUGAAACUUAAGAAAGGUGAUAUCAUUGAUAUAAUCAGCAAACCUCCCAUGGGCACUUGGAUGGGCCUGUUGAACAACAAAGUGGGCACUUUCAAAUUUAUCUAUGUGGACGUGUUAAAUGAGGAGGAAGAGAAGCCUAAGCGGCCCACAAGGAGACGACGGAAAGGAAGACCACCUCAGCCCAAGUCUGUUGAGGAUCUCCUUGAUCGUAUUAAUUUAAAGGAGCACAUGCCCACUUUUCUAUUCAAUGGUUAUGAAGAUCUGGACACUUUCAAACUGCUGGAGGAGGAAGAUCUGGAUGAACUGAAUAUCCGAGACCCUGAGCACAGAGCUGUUCUCCUCACAGCUGUGGAGCUUUUACAGGAAUAUGAUAGUAACAGCGACCAGUCGGGGUCUCAAGAGAAGCUUCUCAUAGAAGGCCAGGGACUGAGCAGAUGCUCCCCCCGGGAUUCUGGCUGCUAUGAAAGCACUGAAAACCUGGAGAAUGGCAAGACUCGGAGGACCUGUCUGUUGCCCACAAAGUCAGCCAGUGAGCACUGUUUUAACAGAAACCAACUGCCAAGUUAUCCAACUCUGCCUUUGACUAAAUCGGUAGAAGCUCUCCAGCAAGGACAGAAGGAAAUACGGUUGAGCUGCUUUCAUCAUGCUCCCAAGAGCUGCAUCAAGCCUUCAAGCAUCACAGGUUUGAAGAAGAAUCGCAGAAGUUUACCAGCAACUGUCUGCCGGAGCUGUGAGACUCUGGAUGGCACCCAGAAUGCGGCCAAGUGGCCAAGAUCUCAUUCACUGGAUGACCUCCAAGGAGAAUCCAGCACUGACCUACCGAACACUAGUAAGAAAGUAGAUUCUUUCCCUCAGGAUGCACUGGAUGUAGCAAAAAAGACAACUGGCUCCGUCCUGAAGCCUAAGGCUCCUGGGGGUGUCAUGAGGGCAGAAGAGAAUCUACCUAAGCAAAAUAAAGGAACUGCUGAUUCUCAGAAGGGAAAAACUAGGAAAUUGGACUACUCAGUAACAGACACUUCAAGUGGGACUCCUACUCAGUACCUGCUUAAACGCUGGGAGGCUCUGCCUACUUCAGUUACACACAACAUAACAAGGACACCUCUGGAAAAUCAUCAUAAAAGCAGUCAUGACCUUGAAAGGGCUGAUAAUUCUCCAGUCCUCAAGGAAGAUCUGAAAGCUGAGCAAAAGGGCGUGAGCGAGGCAAGAAUUCAGUCAAAAAAUCUUUCACGGCCGCCACCAGUCCCUGCCAAAAAAAGCCGAGAACGCCUUUCUAAUGGACUAUAUCAUCCCCCUCUGACCCUAAGUGGAGCCCUUUCAAGUCCAGAUGCACCAUGUUUGCCGGUAAAAAGGGCCAGUCCAUCCAGCCCCAUUGAUUGCCGUGUAGUACCUGACUGUAGGCCCUCUUCUGAGCAGCCCAGUACUCCUCCAAGCACACUGCCCCCUUGGCUAGCUGAGCUUUCUGAGACUGCUAGCAUUCAGCAACAUGUGGUAAAGCUAGGCCCUGCUUUAGCCAGGAAAGUCUCUUGUACUAGAGGACUGGAUCUGGAAAUGUUGAUAGAAAACAAGUUGCAGUCUGAAGAGAUUGAUCUCACAGAGGAACCAUAUUCAGACAAGCAUGGUCGCUGUGGGAUUCCUGAAGCUUUGGUGCAGAGAUACUCUGAAGACCUAGAGCAGCCUGAAAAGGAUGUUGCUACAAACAUGGACCAAAUCCGGGUGAAGCUGUUGAGGAAGCAGCACCGCAUGGCAAUUCCGAGCGGAGGGCUCACUGAAAUCUACCGAAAACCUGUAUCCCCUGGACAUAUCACAUCUAUAACUGACUGGCUGGUUUCUAUUGGCCUGCCUAUGUAUUCUGGCUCACUCACAGAAGCAGGAUUCAACACGCUGAGCAAAGUGCCUUCUCUGUCACAAACUUGCCUUCAAGAAGCUGGCAUCACAGAGGAGAGGCACAUAAACAAGCUCCUGGCAGCAGCAAGACUCUUCAAACCCCUCAAUCCAGAGGCAAUUUAACAUGCCCUGGAAUGUGGCACUGUCUGAGACCCCACUGCUUCUUACUGCACCAGUUUUGCCCUAAUUUCUCCACACAACAAAUGGGAUCAAGCAAGUGGAUCCCAGGAAUAGGCAAAUAAACUCCUCAGAGGAUCGUCCUUUUUUCUGCCUUUAGCAACUAAAGAAGAAAAGAAGCAACCGCCAGGUAACAGAAGUGUGGUACUUCCUUAGUCCUCAACAACAAAGUAUUUUUAGUUCUGAAAGUGCACAGGGCUAGCCUGUGGUUACACAGCAUCCCAGGUGACCAUUAAGCUAAAGGGGCCCUUGCACACUCUCCACAAGAUUGUGACAGCUACACCCGCUGUCAGCUCUGUUUCUGUUGCAAGGUCUCUAUGACUAGAAGGCCCACUGUAAUGCUGGGUCCCAGUUACCAAGAGUCAGCCCUGAAAGCCACGUACAAGCCAAGGUGCAGCUCACUGGCAAAAGCUGUUUAGCAAAUCAUCUUGGUUUUUUUGUUUGCUUGUUUUGUUGGUUUUAGCAAUCAAAUGCUAAAUACGUACCCUUUUUGUCAUCCUCUCUGUGGCUUGGUAUAGUUCCUAUAGACCAUAGAGCCUUUAGCUAGGCCAGAAUAAUGAACUGGAAUUAGUUUACAAUAUUGACCAUUUCUGUUGUUCCAGUACAACUAACCUAACAGAGUCCAAAACUCCUUUUGUGUAUAGAAUUGGGUCAUUUUUGUAACUGCUUUCUCGCAACCAGCUUUUUUUUAUUUGCCUUAAAAUCAGAUUGCCAGCAGUUAUCUAGUGUUCACUUAUCUGUAUCCAACCUUGCUUCAUUCUGUCGUCAUUCCAUGGCACUUAGGGUGAUUUUCAGUUAAAGUAACUUCUGUAAAUUGUCUUGUAACAUCUUCUGUUUGUAGAGGUGCUUUUGCAAAUGCAAAGUUUCCAUUGUCAGGCUAACUGUUCACAGCAGUCUGCAUUUGCUGCUGUUAUUAAAAUGUUCAGAGUUAUCUUGCCUUGUAUAUAUGUAACUGCUUUUCAUUUUAAUCAUAUUUUUAUGUACUGUGUUAUACUGUCAAUCAUUAUACUGCAGCUUUGACUUGGUAUCCUGACCAUAUCAAUUCAAAACAUUGUUUUUUUCAAAGGAAAGAUUGCCCUGGGGAAAUAAAAUGCACCGAAGAAGCAAACUGUGUCCCAUAGAAAGUAUCAGAGCAGUAAUUUCACUGCCUAGAGGAAGAAAACCUCAGUGUCUUAUGAAUUAUGCUGUCAUUUUACAAAACUUGAUGUCCCCCAGUAUCGAGUGCUUGAAAUAUCUUCUCUUCAGAAGAAAGUGUCUUUCUGGAAUGCUGGACAAACCAUUUUUUGUCCAUAAAAUAAUGAUCCUAUUUUCUGUCUAAUCCACUGUAAAAUCUCCCAUUCACAGCUGUGGAUGCUAACAGAUUUUAUUUUUGUACGUGGGCACUCAUUUUAUAUACCAAAUACAGAUCACCAUGAAUAGUAUUAACUAGAUUUUUUUCUUUGGUGUCUAUAUCCUAUGUACUUUUCUUUAACUUACAGUAGUGGAAACUCUUCAUUGUAGACCGAGUAGGUUUUCCUUUGGCAGGUGAAUUGAAAGAAGUAGUCUAGUGAUCUGAGCACAGGCCUAGAAAUCUAUUUCUAUUGCCAGCCCUGCCACUACCUUGCCAGGUGAAUUCGGGCAAGUCACUUCCCCUCUCUGAGACUCUAUUAUUCCACUCAUAAAAUGAGGAUAAUGAUGCUUACUCAUCCUGAUAAAGUGCAUUCAGACUGAUGAAUGAAGUGCUGAAAGUGCACUAUUAUUAUUGCCUACCCUAAAUCGGGUACGUAGUAAAUUUUACCCACGGCAAUAAUCUAGCUCUGAGUGUAAUAUUAAGUGUCAGUUUUAUUUACCUAAUUUCAUUUGUCACCAGCCUCUGUUAUUUUUAGCACCUCUGCCCUAAAUUCUGCCAUCAGAAUUAAAGACACCAAUGUGUAUAGCAUAACUAAUUCACUUAUUCAUAUCAUCUGAAAUUGUUCUGGAUCCAGAGCUCCUCUGGAUUUUGUCUAAAACCUUAUUAGUGCUUUUCUCUGGGGAACUAGUAAGCUCUAGUGUGACAGCAUCAGGGAAUGUGUGACAUAACUGAAUGUUUUGCAUAGGUGGCUAAACUCUUACAUAGGAACAAAGUGCUUAUAGUAUGGGCCUUGGUUGUUAUAGCAAUUAUUGGACUGUCAUCCCUCUCUAAGGCUUAAAGGGAAGCCUACAGAAAGCAGUAGCUGGAAGGAGUGCUGAGACAUCCACUGAUAGCUGGGGUCACCAAUGAUUACAAGUAAGCAGACUGCAGAAUACCCAUUAGCAGUUAGCAGGGUAAGGGACUGCUUACUAUGCACAGUUUGAGUAUGAAGCAUCAUCUGAUACAAAAGGAAAACAAUCUUUGCUCAUUGUGGGAAAAAGAAGUCAUAUAAUUUUAAAAAUCCCUCACCUUCAUUUUUUCCCCAACCUGAUUAAUAACAGAAGAAGAGUCACAGCAGAGAAGGAAACAAUCUGGAUUUUUGAAGCUCUCCAUGUCCCAAACACUCAUUGUAAUUUCUGUACCUUUUGAAUGAUAUAAUAGCACGGAGAAAUCAAAACACACCUAUCAGGACUUUGCCAUGAGGAAGCCAUUCUGACUUGGAUUCCUCGAGAUUUUUGUUGUUAAUAUUGCUCUUUGAUCUGUUUUUUAAAGUCUGCCAUUCAGUCUUCUUUUGUGUUAUAUUUUUAGCAUAUGUUUUUAUUUUAGAAAAGCCUUACACUGCUCAGUGUGAGCUUCUCCUGCUGGUUUCAGUACAGUUCAAUGGACAGGUGGGGGAUUGCCUGGUGUAACAACAAUACCCUAUUCUUUACAAUUUCCUUUUGAAGUGCAACACUCCAAGCAAAAGUUAGCUCGUUGGCUAUUGGGAAGCACAAAAGAAGCCUGCUGAUAAAAUCCUAAUCUGCUCUGCUCAAACAAGUACUGCUCUGUGUCCACGGUGUGCAAUUCUAACUUGAAAAGCUAUUUAGUAAGGGAAGAAGCAUUCCCAUAAUGUUAGCAAGCAACAUUACAAUUGUACGCUCCUAUUAAUGCCAGUGUAUUACCAUCUGAGUAGCUAGGAUAUACUCUGUGUCCCUGGCCCUGUGCUCUUGUACGAGACUGGGAGCAUGGGAAUGUGAUCAAAGGCAUUAAGUAUUAUAUUAUUUAGCCAGGUCGUUCUCCCUAAGAGCAGCAAUAGAGGUCAAUUCACCGAGUCACGGCUGUACAGUUGUACUGUAUUAUUUUUAGAAUAAAUAAUACUUUUGGUCCAAGAUACUGUCAUCCUUAAUUGAUGCCCUCUGGGGAAACAAAACUGUCAAGCAAGUUAUGUAACAACUAACAAUGUUGCACUUUCUGUAUAUGAAAUCAGUAUUUAAAUAACUUAUUUUUCUCCAUUUGCUGUUCUUCAAUGAUGUAAGUAGCUGUAAUAUACCAGUACCCAAUAUGUCCUUACAGUUUGCUUCAACCUGAGAAAGCUGUGUAUUGUAAAGAAAACAACAAUAUGAAUGUGUAAAGAUUAUUGUGCUCUUUCAUUUAGCAAAAAAAAAAAAAAGUUGACAAAAGGGUUUUCCUGUGUAUCAAACCUUGUCUAUAAUUCUGUCAUACUGUUCAUAGACAAAAAGUAAAUACAUUUCCUCAG